Durotheca rogersii is the source of this 1677-nucleotide messenger RNA. RefSeq lists its product as uncharacterized. The transcript has 3 exons. Lineage: Eukaryota; Fungi; Ascomycota; Sordariomycetes; Xylariales; Xylariaceae. The record is from RefSeq and is a predicted model, not a curated record. The coding region runs from base 143 to 1243 and encodes 366 amino acids.
AAAAGCCAGCGUCGCUCUCCUCUUUUGGGCUUUGCCGCUAGGAAACUACUUACCUAUAUUCAACCGAAUCCCACUGCACUGGAGCUAAAGUAACCCCCCUUCCUAACUCCUUUCCCGACGUGCCACGAUAUAGUUACUCAGAAUGGCAGCCGCCGCAGUCCUCCCAGCCCCCGUUGAUCCCGAACGGAGCUGGGUUCCUAUCAUCACGGAGCCUAAAGCAUCAAGUCUAGGAAGCGAUGAGUUUACUCCUUCCAAACACCUCGCUUUCAAGGAAGUACCCAAGGUGUACACUAUGAGCGAUAUAGGCAUGCCAGAGGGCACCGGUAUCUCCCCCGUUGCCGUCUCAGAGCCCUUCCCCUUGUUCACGGAAGAGGCUGUUAUGAGGAUGAGGCAGGAGGUCUUGAGUCCCGAGGUGCUCAAAAACUGCCAGUACUCGAGCAAUCUUGCCCAGUGUCAACUGCGAGGCUUCGCGAACAAGUAUGCGCCCUUCGUGUAUGAUGUGUGGAAAAGCCCGGAAACGCUGGCCAUCAUUUCCAAGGUCGCGGGCAUCGACCUGGUGACGGAGAUGGACUUUGAGAUUGGCCACAUCAACAUCUCGGUCAAGUCAGAAAAGGAGAAGGAGGAGGAGCUCCGGGCGUUCACCGACCGGGCCCAGUUCGAAGCCGACGAGGGCAUCGGGGGCUGUCCGUGGGAAGAUGACAAGCCCAUCGUGGACUGGCACACGGACAGCUACCCCUUCGUCUGCGUGACCAUGCUGAGCGAUUGCACGACGAUGAUCGGCGGGGAGACCGCCCUCCGUACUGGCUCGGGCGAGAUCAUGAAAGUGAGGGGUCCGCAAAUGGGCUGCGCGGUCGUGCUGCAGGGCCGGUACAUCGAGCACCAGGCGCUGCGGGCGCUCGGGACGGCGGAGCGCAUCAGUAUGGUGACGUCGUUCCGGCCGCGCAGCCCGCGGGUGCGCGACGACACGGUGCUCACGACGGUGCGGGCGAUAUCGAACCUGCCGGAGCUGUACAACCAAUUCAGCGAGUACCGGCUCGAGAUCCUCGAGGAGCGCGUCCGCCAGCAGCUCAAGGCGAUGCGCGAGGCCAAUGCCGCCGGCCGCCGCGUCAGCACCCGCCAGCUCAAGGCCUUCUUCGAGGAGCAGGAGAAGUUCCUCGCCCACAUGAACCGCGAGAUCGUCGACGACGAGAAGGUCGUCCGCGGCAACAUCGACGACAGCCACCUCCUCACUAACCGGCGUUGAGGCGCCGGCAUCCUUCCCCGAACUCUCGAGGGAUCGAGUCCCAAGAAAAACUGCCCGCGACGACCCCGAAGGAGUCGUCGCCGUGGCGCAUGGCGGAUCAUGCGGUUGGAACCCGGCUUCUGGAUAGAGGCCACUCUUGGCCUUACUUGACGAUGACAAUGGACCAAGAGGUACCUAUUGGUAUGCGUCUGGGCACAUAGCGUACGGCGCAUAGUUGUGUGGAAAGGCUCUCCCGCUGCCUUGUACUUCAGCCAGCUUUCACUUCGGCGUCGUUGGUAUGCUAGCUAGAUAUAUGCCUCGUACAACGUCCCAGGUACAAUGCUAAAAAGUCUCGUACGUGGUUGGUGCUGGAAGAAAUAUAAAACCAAUACGCUCAAUACAGUACGGCCAAUGCAUCGGUAAAUCUCGCUACCGUGGUCGAUGAUCUUGCCACA